Neurospora hispaniola is the source of this 3952-nucleotide messenger RNA. Its product is annotated as Endonuclease/exonuclease/phosphatase. Gene Ontology annotation, biological process: phosphatidylinositol dephosphorylation. Bases 106 to 3741 code for a protein of 1211 amino acids. The transcript has 3 exons. NCBI's taxonomy places the organism in Eukaryota, Fungi, Ascomycota, Sordariomycetes, Sordariales, Sordariaceae. The record is from RefSeq and is a predicted model, not a curated record. Gene Ontology annotation, molecular function: protein binding; phosphatidylinositol-4,5-bisphosphate 5-phosphatase activity.
UAGGCCCCCGGUUUGAUGAAAAGAGUCCACCGGCUGUCGUGGAUAGUAUACGGAUGGGCAUAGCAACCCCGAGCUUGCGGUUGAUCUUCUGCCUUCGCCGCCGUCAUGGACCCUCCGGCUAGCAAAGAUGGGCCUGAUGGCUCAUCCCUUAAACCAGUCUCGUCGCUCCUGGCGAAAUUCGAAAACAUGAACAAAGCUGGCGACACCCAGCAGUCAUCCAGUUCUAGCGCCAGAACGACAUCUCCUGCGCCCAAGCCCGACCGGCUACGGGACCCGAGUCCUUUGGGGGCACGCGAACCCCCCGCCAUCCCGACAAGACCCAAGGAUAGGGCGAAUAUCCCGAGUUUACAGCCGCAGUACACUGGUGUCAGUGUCGCUAGUACUGCCGGUUAUUCUAGCUCACCAAUCCGUUCCGUGCCUCCGCCGAUAUCCUCGUUAGCUCCUCGACCGGCCCAACCUCCUUUCCUCAACGUUCAACCGCCCCAAUCACCACCGAGCCGCAAUGUAGAUGGUGUGGCGGUCGGGGAGCGCCCUUCUUUCCUCCAGACCGAUUCGCUCGCUAAAGUCGCGUCGCCUCCCACCGCUAGCAAGCAAUUCAAGAUACCGAGUCGCCCUAUUACACCGGCCACCUCCGAUCCACAAAGAUCGCCUCGACUGGCCGCUACACAGCCUCCGUCUCCUCCCCCGCCUCGCCGAUCGGUUGAACUACAAAGGCCCCGGGACGUUGAAAAGCCAAGGCCGGUGCCGCCACCCGUUAACAGGGCGGAAAAGCCCGUGAUUCCUUCUCGCUCCUCGGUUCAGAUUGAGAGAAGCCAAGCAUUGGAUAUCAAGACUCGAACCCCAGAAAGAAUCUCGCCUUUCAGCAGUCCGCCUAGUAGCAAUGGCACACCUGACGAAGAUAGCUCCCCGCCGAUGCUACCUGCGCGACCGAGAGCUCAACAACAACAGAGGGAACCGAAUCCGGAGGGACUUCAGAGGUCGCGGACCUUUCACGUGGGUUUUGAUCCACCACCCCUUCAUCCUUCAGCAGCACGGCAAAGGCGGGGCAGGGAAGAGGAAAUGGGCAGUACUAGGGGCCCGGUAACGCGACAUCAUACAGGCGGGAACCAACCGCCAGCUCUCCCAGCUCGCCCGCACAGCAUCAUAGAGACGAGCCGCACACUCAAUGGGAUGAUGAUGAUGGCGCCGCCACCGCGCCCCCCAAAGCCGGGUGUUAACGCGAACUUGGAUCCAAACCCUCCCGGCAGCAUAUCGCAGAAACGAAUAGUGUCGACACCAAAUCAGUAUCAGCCCUCAGUUCCGUCCAGAACUCACGUUAGGUCCAUGACUGUGGAUAGGACAUCGAACCGCGUUCCUAACGAAUUCCGCGCACCACCAACCCCGAUCAGCGCUCCUACUCACGAUCGCAUUCCCGAACGCAUCCCCGAAGUCGUCCCGGUCACUUCAUCCAGAACAGCCAACACCGGGCCAACCAUUACAAUGGCAUAUCCUGACGCAACAAACACGAACCGGAGCAAACCUUACAUCAGCAAGGGCGUUCAUGAGAUUUACACAAAGUACGACACUCGGAUGCUUGAUGUGUGCGGCGAACUCGUAUGCACGACUGGCGGCUAUACACGCGUGUGGAGUUUACUGGAUGGCGAACUGGUUAUGAGCCUGUCCAUGGGUGAAGGGCAAAAGGGAACCGCGGUCAUGUUCAAACCAGGGGCGCACGUCGACGAUGAAGGCACAAAGGUGUGGAUCGGCAACAACCUUGGAGAGUUGCUGGAGGCCGAUAUUGGCACGCAGAGAAUCACGGACAGUCUACCAAAUGCGCAUGGCCGAUCGGAGAUAAUUAGGAUAUACAGGCAUUUUAACGAAGUAUGGACAUUGGACGACAGCGGAGCCCUCAAUGUUUGGGGCCCAGACGAGAGCCACACCCCGACCCUCUCCAACGGGCCCAGCCAGUCGUUCCGAGUGCCUAGGGGUCACACUUUCUCGAUGGUAGUGGAAGACGAGCUAUGGUACGCGACAGGCAAGGAUAUUCGGGUCUUCAAACCCACUGUGGACGGGAAGACACAGUUUCAGGUUCUUUUGAGGGCCCUAUGUCAGCAAGAUGCUGGCGAAGUGAUAUCCGGAGCAGUGCUUGCAUCUGAUCCGGACAUGGUUUACUUCGGCCAUAGUGACGGAAAAGUCAGCGUCUACUCCAGGAAAGACUACACAUGUCAGUGUAUAAUGAAUGUCAGCCAGUUCAAGAUCAACUCACUUGCCGCAGCCGGUUCGUAUCUCUGGGCUGGAUACAACAAUGGCAAGGUAGCUGUUUACGACGUGACACAAACCCCAUGGGCCGUCAAGAAGGAAUGGGUAGCCCACGAAAAUCCCGUCAUCAAGCUGAUCGCUGAUCGUUCGAGCUCUUACAAGCUUGACCGGUAUCAGGUUGUCUCUCUUGGAGCAGAUAACAUGGUACGAACUUGGGACGCGCUGUUGCAAGAGGACUGGCUUGAGGGCGAAAUGAAGAGGAAAGACGUGGAAUACUGCGAGUUCCAGAAUCUGAAGGUGUUGAUUAUGACAUGGAACGCGGGAGCUUCAACUCCUCACAGUCUUCGAUAUUCUGAUUCGGAUGCCAAUUUCUUCAGGGAUCUUCUCCAGACCGCCGACUCUCCAGACAUCAUCAUUUUUGGAUUCCAGGAACUGGUGGAUCUGGAGGACAAGAAAGCCACAGCAAAGCGAUUCCUGAAGCCGAAGAAGAAGGAAGGGUCUGAUCAAGAGCGGAUGAGCCACCAAUAUCGCGAUUGGCGUGAUUUCCUGAUUCGCAGUCUGGAUGAUUAUAUGCAGGGCGAUUUGUAUCAUCUGCUCCACACCUCUCCCCUGGUCGGCCUCUUUACUUGCAUCUUUGUCAAGGCAGACUUACGUGGACGCAUCAGCAAUCUCAGCAGCAACGAGGUCAAGCGCGGUCUCGGUGGUCUACAUGGUAACAAGGGCGCCAUCGUGGUGCGUUUCCUGGUCGACGACACUUCGCUCUGCUUCAUCAACUGCCAUCUGGCUGCGGGUCAAUCAGGCGCCAACCAGCGGCAUAACGACGUAGCCGCGAUCCUGGAUGCGUCUGCUUUCCCAUCCGAGCGCGACCCCGCCGUGCGUAUCGAUAGCUAUGUCGGCGGUGGUGACGGCACCAUGAUUCUGGACCACGAACUAUGCGUGCUCAACGGCGAUCUCAAUUACCGAAUCGACACCAUGAGCCGUGAUACGGUAGUAACGGCAGUCAAGCAGGGCAACUUGACAAAACUGCUCGAGCGUGACCAACUGCUUGUUGCCAAGAGGAGAAACCCCGGGUUCCGGCUGAGAGCUUUUGAUGAGCUUCCGAUCACGUUCGCGCCAACGUACAAAUACGAUGUUGGAACAGAUAACUACGACACAAGUGAGAAGAAGCGUAGCCCAGCCUGGUGCGACAGACUCUUGUACCGUGGCAGGGGCAGGAUAGAACAGUUGGACUACAGGAGGCACGAGGUACGGGUGUCGGACCACAGGCCGGUCAGCGGCAGGUUCAGGUUCUUGGUGAAGAGGAUUGAUCCUAGGAGGAGAGCCCAGGCUUGGAUGGAGUGCCAGCAGCUGUGGGAAGACCUGAGGGCUAAGGAGGCGUAUGCCGAGAAAUACUACUACCUUACCCAAGUCAUUGGGUACGAUCAUGACACUUCUGAGCGACUGAUCACGGAACAGGCCUCAAGAAAGCAAAUGAACCGCAGCCCAAGUCGACGUCAGGCGUAGAAGAAUUACCAAAAUAAUCGAAGAGCAGGAUACCACUCGACUGCGCCAUCACUGAGUGACUUUUAUUUUCUUAUAGAGAAAGGAUACACAAGUCUAUUAUUUAUCUACAGCAUACCGCAUAUACAUAUACACUCCGCUGGAAAGAGAGAAAGGAAGAAGUAGAAACAUACAAUGGCUAAAAACGGGGCCUCUGGUUAGACAGGAUACAGGA